AUGGCUCAGGUAUAAAGCAUACCUAAAAUCAAGCUAAACAACGGCAUAGAGAUCCCGGUGCUUGGGUUUGGCACGUGGCAGGCAGAGGGCCAAAAACUGAUCAUGGCCAUAAAGGACGGCAUACGCCAGGGGUUCCGCCACAUCGACACGUCGUGGUUCUUUCACAACGAGCGAGACGUGGGUCAGGCGCUGCGGGAGGCGUACGACGAGGGUCUGGUCACUCGAGACGACCUGUUCAUCGUGUAUAAGGUGUGGCCGAAGAACUCAAACUUCAAACGUACGCAAAAUGUGAUCAAACAGACGCUGAAAGAGCUGAACACCACUUACUUGGACUUUGUGUCCAUUCAGUGGCCGCUCCGUAACAACACCGACAUAUACCGGGCCCUCGAGUGGGCGUACGACCAGCGUAUGGCCCGAUCGAUAGGUGUGAGCAAUUUUAAACCAACUGAGAUCACCGAGUUGAUGACCAUGGCCACAGUUAAGCCGGCGAUUAAUCACAUUCGCAUUCAUCCGGGUCUAAAUCAAGAUGAGACCAUUGAGUGGUGUCAUAGGGAGGGCAUAGCGGUGGCCGGUUGGUCGCCGUUGGGCACCGGAUCGUUGAUUACCGAUCCGACACUUGUGGCCAUCGGCCAGAAGUACAAUAAGACUUCGGCUCAAGUGAUGAUCCGGUGGCAGAUCCAGAGGGGACUCAUUGUUGUGCCCAAAAGUACUAAACUCUCGCGUAUUGUCGAGAAUUCAGAUGUGUUUGACUUUGAGCUCCGGGAGGAAGACAUGAGUGCCAUACAUGAUAUGCCACAAAUUGCCCUCAUUGAGUUUUGGGGCUAA
Messenger RNA from Medioppia subpectinata, 825 nucleotides. NCBI's taxonomy places the organism in Eukaryota, Metazoa, Arthropoda, Arachnida, Sarcoptiformes, Oppiidae. The record is from the annotation of a GenBank genome assembly.